Prorocentrum cordatum is the source of this 1134-nucleotide messenger RNA. The record is from the annotation of a GenBank genome assembly. Lineage: Eukaryota; Dinophyceae; Prorocentrales; Prorocentraceae.
AUGACAGCGCAAUUUUGUUCGAUGAGUUCUGUUUCGACCAGUUGGAAAAGAAAAACAAGGAUAAUCAAACUGGCGAUUUGUAGACAAGCUGUAUCUGAUGUUAUGCAGUUUAAUGCUCGUGAUCCAUAUUUUGUGGCUGAUCCGAAUACUUUCCCCGCGUUUGGCUGGUUUGAUAACCUCGAUGAUUGUGCGCGAAACCCAUGCCCGUUUCAGGGGAACUCGGAGGAGCAGGUCAGUAUAUUGUUGAGUUCCUUAUCGGUGCCAACUGCUGGGCCAACUGAUCGUGGAGAAGCUUUCUCGUCUCAUUCGGUUGCGUAUUCUCCAGAUGUGGUGCAGUCUCCAGAUGGUGGGCUGCAGUCGAGACUGGGCUCUGUUUCUUUUGAUCCUGGUGUUCAGAAUGAGGUGUUGCAGGACGAGGAGUUGCAGGAUGAGGAUUUGCAGAGUGAGGGGGUGCCGAAUGAGAAGUUGCAUUAUUCUCAGCAUAUUGUUUUCUUGGAUUCAAGCUCUGAAGUUUGCCGCGCUCCAUUUCCUGACACUCUGUCGGCUUCUGUUGACCCAGGUGUUCGGAAAGAGGAUUUGCAUGAUGAGGAGGCACGAAGAAGCCCCGCGAGCCCCCGUAACCAGACGCCGUCUUGGUUACCGCCGGGUCGUAAAGAUAACUGUGCAUCUUCUUCCCGGCUCUGUUCAGAUGAGUUGCAGAGCAAUCGAUCUGAGUGUCAAGCUGCCAGGGACUGGGCGCGUGCCAAUGAUGACGCAGUUGCUCUUUGGCGGGAAUUCGAACGGCUCCCGAAAGAGGAGUUUUGGGCUCGGAUCGAGGCGCUCAACGCAUGCAAACUUCGAAUGGGAAUUGAGAGUCCCGAGGAGGCGCCGAGUCCUGAGGAGGAUGCUGGCCGUGAGAAAGGCCAGAGGCACCGCAGAAACAGGAGGCGGGCAAGGGCGAAGGCUCAGGCAGUUCUAACUGGCUCUUCUAUGUCAAAGUCGGCCCCUCAAUCUACUUGCUGCGAUGAGGACGCUGAUUCGGAUGCGGCCUUCCACGCAUGGGAUAAUAUGGCCACCCAGCGAGUGAGGGCAAAUUUUUACUUGAAGCAGGCUGCUCUGCACCGUUUCUGUGAGGCUUUGCGCCGUGAUGGGGGG